UUUCCAGGACCAGGGGAUAGCGACGUGUGACUACCUCACAACUAGCGGCAAAGUCCAAAAGGCCGCGGACAGUGUUCGGGGUGCGCGGCUGGGGAACGACAACCACCCUCCCUGCUGCCCUCUGGACGAGGGAGCUGGACCUACGACUUUCCGCCGCUGGCUCCGCCCCUUGCCCCGGAAACGCUUGCUGAGGGUGGAGGUUUCUGGGCCCGUGCGUGAGCGCCACUUCCUUUUUUGUCCGACAUCUUAGCGAGGCUGCGGUGUUGGCUGUUGCUCUCUGAGCUUCGCUAUGCCGCCCAAGGACGACAAGAAGAAGAAAGAUGCCGGGAAAUCGGCCAAAAAAGACAAAGACCCAGUGAACAAAUCUGGGGGCAAGGCCAAAAAGAAGAAGUGGUCCAAAGGCAAAGUUCGGGACAAGCUCAAUAACCUGGUCUUGUUUGAUAAAGCAACGUACGACAAACUCUGUAAGGAAGUUCCCAAUUAUAAGCUUAUAACUCCAGCUGUCGUUUCUGAGAGACUGAAGAUUCGAGGUUCCCUGGCCAGGGCAGCCCUUCAGGAGCUCCUUAGUAAAGGACUUAUUAAACUCGUCUCAAAGCACAGAGCUCAAGUAAUUUACACCAGAAACACCAAGGGUGGAGAUGCCCCAGCUGCUGGUGAAGAUGCAUGAACAGAUUCCACCACCAACUGUACAUUUUGGAAAA
Messenger RNA from Leopardus geoffroyi (Geoffroy's cat), 701 nucleotides. It is a transcript of the gene RPS25, whose product is annotated as ribosomal protein S25. Bases 290 to 667 code for a protein of 125 amino acids. NCBI's taxonomy places the organism in Eukaryota, Metazoa, Chordata, Mammalia, Carnivora, Felidae. Gene Ontology annotation, cellular component: cytosolic small ribosomal subunit. The transcript is spliced from 5 exons. Gene Ontology annotation, molecular function: structural constituent of ribosome. The record is from RefSeq and is a predicted model, not a curated record.